Messenger RNA from Suillus paluster, 2241 nucleotides. RefSeq lists its product as uncharacterized. The transcript has 5 exons. NCBI's taxonomy places the organism in Eukaryota, Fungi, Basidiomycota, Agaricomycetes, Boletales, Suillaceae. The coding region runs from base 34 to 2241 and encodes 735 amino acids. The record is from RefSeq and is a predicted model, not a curated record.
GUCAAUGAUGCUGCAUCAUUUGUUCACAGUAUAAUGAUACCAUCUCCUGUGCUUUUACCUCAGAUGUUGCACUAUCAUCAACCAUCCGAGCUUCUGGCAUGGACAGUUGACCACCAUGGCCUCAGUGAAGACAUCAAAGUUCUAGCUAUCCUGGAAAUACUUCAUGGCUUGCGGAUGACUGUAAUAGACUUACUUCUGUGCUCUGUCUCGCAAAAACCUGCCAUGAUCAAUUGGAGGAAGGGCUUCUUCCGAAGCUCUGCACUUGCACGAUUUCUUAACGUGCUGGAGUCCGAUGAGCAAGGAGCCAUUCACCUUCAGAAUGUACUGCGACCUCGCGCUAUAGAACUCGUCACCCGUGAGAUCGAUGUGGAGAUGGAGGACACUAAGCUGAUUUUUCAUAUGUCUACAAAGGACAUCACCCCAGAGUACUUGCUCUCUUUCGACAUUGAGCACAGAUUGACUGUCCCAUUGAAAGAGACAACUCCCUGGCUCUGUCAGAUCCUUAUGUCUGCUAUGUGGACAACACAUGCUGUGAAAGAGAAUAAGCAUCAAAAUGUCGAAACAUACUGCACUGUAAUCCAAUCGCAAAUUGCAAACAUUUGCUCGCAAAACAACCUCGCCUUUCAGAUCAUUCACAGACUUUGCUUGUUCAGCAGUGGUACAUCUCGCAAAACCAUUGACUUACUCGCACAUUGCGGUCUUUCGCCUGGGUAUGAUGCAUUGCACAUUUCUCAUACUAUUAUGGCUGAUGGUCAGAUACGAAGGGCACAGCUCAUUGCGAGAGGACCGCAUAUGAUAGGCUGGGACAACAUUCAAGUUUUGACAUCUACUCAUGUUGAACAGCAUGCUUUAGCCCCCCCAAAAGUCCAGUCAGGCACCACGACAAUCAUAUACCCACUGCGUAAUGCAACCUUAGAAGAUCUUCGACUUCGACCCAUACUCAAUAACUGUCUCAAAUGUGACAUGAUCACAUUCUCUGAUGAUGUCCGCCCAAUACGCACACACAUGCAUGAUAUGACGGACCACCUCGUCAUUGACAUCAUCAAAAUCCUGAUCAACAAUCACCCUGGGUUCAAUUACCUUUCGAAUUCACCUGUUCUCAAGCAUCGUUCCUAUCGACCUCCGCCCCUAGGAUACAAAACUCAAGAAUAUGAGUCCACAACUGAUGGAAACGUCAAAGUCGCAAGAAAUGCUUACAUAGAUCAACUCACUUUUGAUAUACACAAUCUUAAUGAUCAAGCAAUUCCAUGUAUCAACGAUCAAUCAACCAAUGCACAAGUUCGGAGUGCCCAGUUACUACGUUCAGAUGAUGUCGGCUCAAUAAAUCGGAUGGAGAACUUCCAGUUAGCCCCAGGGUUGUUUCACGCUCAACUCAAUCUGAUCUGGGCAAUCCUUCAUAUCCAUCGAGGGUUGCUUGAAGAAAUUGGAGGACUGCAGUACUAUAUUUCACUGCUUGGCAGGGUCAGGCUUGGAGCAGAACACCCAGAUUAUCGCACACUCAUCUCUCUUGCUACCCAAGUCCUCAUUGGUCAUAUACUGCUCUACUGGGAGAUUGUCUCUGGAAUGAGCCUCACAGCUCUUGCAGACAGGAAGUCCACGGUGGAGGAAUUAAAGGUUUUCACUACUAAAAUCUACCAUACCUAUGUCUCCACACGUGCAGUCGAGGAUGUCAGUGGACAACCAGACUUGGAGAUUCAGGACAGGGUCCUUCAAAACAUCAUCCUUCUUAACCGCGAUCUUUUAAUCUUCUACAAGUUGGACCUGGCAAUAUCAUCGGGAGAUUUCGGACGUGUUGAGAUCUUCCUCGGGACACUCACUAUGAUGUUUGCUGGUGCCGGGUGCAAAAAUUAUACAACGGAGCUCCUUCAUUUCAUUCAACACUUGAACAAAGUUUGGACUUCCAACUUUGCGAAUGUCGUACAGGACAAUAUUCUCAUCAACACUUCUGGCUGUGAUGGACAUGCUGUCAGAGUGGAUAAAAACUGCGAGCAAAAUAUCAACUUCCAAAAGAAUUGGUUCGCAGCCAAAGGUGUGCAUGGCACCUGGGAUCAGCUCAGUGACUUGGCACCAAACAUUCCUAUCUACCGUCCUCUGAAGCGCCGCUUUGCUGCGUUCAUGGGUAAUGCAUAUGGUGGUACCACGCAUACAAAUCCCAACAGCUCAACAUCAGUCAAGAAAGUAUCAUCGAAAGCAAUGGAACACAAUUUGCACAUCUACAUCCCUGGCCGUAAAACGAAGUGA